Molecule: messenger RNA, 2073 nt
Organism: Macrosiphum euphorbiae (potato aphid)
Lineage: Eukaryota; Metazoa; Arthropoda; Insecta; Hemiptera; Aphididae
Source: the annotation of a GenBank genome assembly
AUGAAUGAUAUAGACAUUAAUGAAUUUCUUGAGGACUGCGAUGAGUUUUCUGAUUUUGAUGACGAUAUCGUAGAUCCUGACUUCAUUAUACCUAACCAGGAAAAUAAUUUAUCUGAUAACCAAGAUGAUGAUAUGGAAGGUAUAUUAUGUUUAGAUUCUGACGUUGAAUGUGAAAAUCAACUCUACCAUGCUACUGAAAACGACCCAGUGGCUACAGAAAUAGUAAUUAUUGAGGCUACAGAUAGUUCUGACAGUGAAAGUGUGCCUACAAGAAAAGGGAAGAAGAGAAAAAAAAAUAAUGCAACUUGGAAAAGAAAUAUUUCAAAAAAUAAUAGAGCCGAAGGUAAUUCAUAUCUAAGUUUAAAUAAUAAAAAACAGGUACCUAAACGUACCACUGGGCCACCGUGUAAAUGUAUUGAUAAAUGUUUCACCAAAUUAUCAGAUGAAGAAAAAUUGUUAGUUCUUGAAACUUUUAAUUUAAUAAAAAAUAAAGAAAAGCAAGAUACGUACCUGUGUGGUCUUAUGUCUAUUAAACCUAUUCAAAGACGUAGACCAAAAGAAACAGGGAUAAAUAUUAUUAAUAGACAAUUUUCAUCUAGUUAUAAAAUACGUAUAAGUUCUAAAGAAAUAAAAGUUUGUAAAACUGCUUUUUGUGCAUUGUUUGGUGUUGGGAAAAGUGUUAUUGAUAGACUCAUAAAAAAUUUAAAAUCUAAUAAUAUACCAAGUCCAAUAGAUUGUCGUGGUAAGCAUCAAAACCGACCAAAUAGAAUUACUGAAGAUGUCUUGUUUAAAAUUAAUACUCAUAUUAAUAGCUUCCCUAAAUGUGAGUCACAUUAUAGUCGAAACGACAACAUGAAUGUUAGAUAUUUAUCACCAAACCUAAAUAUUUCAAAAUUAUAUAAACUUUAUUUGAAGGAGUAUGAACCUGAACAUUUUGAAUCAAUGCAAAAAGGUGAAAAGAUAAAACCUAUCGUUAAACAAGAUUUUUUUUAUGACUAUUUUAGAAACAAUUUUAAUUUAUCCUUUGGUACACCAAAAACAGACACCUGUCAAACUUGUGACAAGCUUAAAGUAUUAAUUAGUGAUGAAACUGAUGUAGAAAAAAAACAGGAGUUCGAAGUUGAAAAAGAUAUCCAUUUAAAGAAAUCGGAACUGUUUUACAAUGAUUUAAAAAUGUAUGCUAAAGAAGCACAAUCAAAUACAAAUAUUGAAGUCUUAGCAUUUGAUUAUCAGCAGAAUAUGCCUCUUCCCCACAUUCCAUGUGGAGAUGUCUUUUAUAAACGACAGUUAUGGGUUUUUAAUUUUUGCAUAUAUUCUGCAAAGACUGGGCGAUCAUAUCAUUACAUGUAUGAUGAAUCAAGCGGAAAAAAGGGACAAAAUGAAGUGAUGAGUUUCCUCUACCAUUUUUUAAAAAAUAUUCUUUCACCAGAUGUAAAAAAAAUCUAUAUUUUCAGCGAUAACUGCAGCUCUCAAAAUAAAAAUAUAGGAUUAGUUCAAUUUUUUUAUACAAUAGUUCAAUCCAAAUGUUUUGGUUUGGAGAGCAUUCAUCAUCGCUACCCAGAACCUGGCCACAGCUUUCUUCCAUGUGAUAGAUGUUUUGGAAGAAUUGAAAAAAAUAAAAGAAAAGUAGAAAGAAUAUUUAUUCCAGAAACUUAUAAAGAUAUUAUCCGAGAAACCUCACACAAAUUCCAUGUGAUUGAUGUAUCACAAGAUAUGAUAUUUAAUUUUUCAGAUUAUACUAAAAUAUUGUAUAAAAAAACAAUAACUAGUAUUGAUAAACAAAAGUUUUGUAUUAUGUCCUACAGAAGUAUAGAAUACAGACAAGAUGGUUUAUUUUGCAGUGUAGCUGCAAAUUCAACUGCAAAAGAAAAAUUUCAUCCUGAAAAAAAAGGUGCUACAUUGAAGAUGAUAGAAGAAAGAUUGACAAAACUUCAUAAUGGAGUAAUACAAAUUAAAGAAGCAAAAUUCAAUGAUGUUCAAGAUCUUGCAACAAAGUAUGUCCCGGCUAAUAAUAUGUGGUUUUAUAAUAAUCUUGUUAAAGAAAUUAAUGAAAACUUACCAAAUGAUGACUAA